Messenger RNA from Apiotrichum porosum, 1335 nucleotides. RefSeq names its product H(+)-transporting V1 sector ATPase subunit H (gene VMA13). Lineage: Eukaryota; Fungi; Basidiomycota; Tremellomycetes; Trichosporonales; Trichosporonaceae. Gene Ontology annotation, biological process: proton transmembrane transport. Gene Ontology annotation, cellular component: fungal-type vacuole membrane; vacuolar proton-transporting V-type ATPase, V1 domain. The transcript has 7 exons. Bases 1 to 1335 code for a protein of 444 amino acids. Gene Ontology annotation, molecular function: proton-transporting ATPase activity, rotational mechanism. The record is from RefSeq and is a predicted model, not a curated record.
AUGACCGCGGUCGUAGCUAUCCCCCCGCCAUUCUUCUCGCCUUACCUCGACGACCAGCUCUCAAAGCUCGCCGCCAAGCAGAUCCCAUGGGAGGGAUACCAACGUGCCAAGCUGCUCUCGCAGGAGGAAUGCACCCUCCUCCGCUCGCUUGAGAAGCUCCCCGCUGGCCAGCGCAGCACGUUGUUCUCGACCCAGGGCGCACAGUACGCCAAGUUGUACAUUGACCUGCUCCGCAAGCUCCAGCGCGUGGACACUGUCCAGGCAGUGCUCGUGUCCAUCUCCAACAUGCUCUCCGACUUUAGCACGAUCCAGUACUACCACGACCUCUCCAAGACCGACCCGCUCGACCCGUACCAGCCCAUCGUCAAGUGCCUCACCAUGGACACGGACGAGGAGUUUGUCCACCUCGAGAGCUUGAGGAUACUUGCCCUCCUCAUUGCUACGGACGACAACGACUUCCCCGAGCAGCUCCUCCCGGCUCUGCUGGCCGCCAUCUCCAAGCUGCUCAACGGGUCGCGCCAGCAGCCCCGCGACAUUGCCGCCCAGGUUCUCAACGCCGUCCUCGGCAAGAAGCAGAUGCGCAGCGCCGUCUGGGCUGAGGGCACCUGCAUCUCUGGGCUCGUCAAGUGGCUCAAGGAGACCCCUACUCCUCAGCAGCAGUACAGCGCCAUCUGCUGUAUCUGGCAGCUCUCGUACGAGGAGGACGCCGCCAAUGGCCUUGACAAGAAGUAUGACAUUGUCAGCCUGUUUAUCGAGAUUGCCAAGAGCGCCGUCAAGGAAAAGGUCAUCCGCGUGGUCGUCGCCACCUUCCGGAAUCUCCUCUUGAUCGCCCCCGCGGCCAACCUGCCGUCCAUGUUUGUCGUGCGCCUGCUCCCCUUUGUUCAGUCGCUCAACGAGCGUAACUGGUCGGACGAGGACAUUGUCGAGGACCUCGACUACCUCAAGGAAGAGCUCAAGACGCGUCUCGACGGACUCACCACGUACGACGAGUACGUUUCCGAGCUCGAGUCGGGCCACCUGGUGUGGUCGCCAGCACACGAGUCGGACGACUUCUGGCGCCUCAACACGUCGCGCAUCCUGAACGAGGGAGACGGCAAGCUCGUCAAGCGCCUCGUCGAGCUCAUCACGACGUCCAAGGAGCCCGUGGUCCUCGCAGUGGCGUGCAGCGAUGUGGCCAAGUUUGCCAAGUAUGGUGGUGACCGCGCCAAGCAGCUCAUGACAAAGCUGGGCGGCAAGACGCGCGUCAUGGAACUCAUGACCCACGCCAACCCCGAUGUCCGCUACCAUUCCCUCAUCGCCGUCCAGCAGCUGCUUAGCCAGCACUGGCUUGACUAG